UGAAAUAUUAGAAAGUUGUAGAGAGAGAGAGGCUUUAGUGGGUCCCAUUCCCAAUAUUGAUUGCCAGCUGAGAGUAGUAAAGAAUGCUUACAAAAACCCCUGAACUCUUCACCCCCAUUUCCUCCUCAUACUCUGCUCAUCAUACAUUUUCACCAACACUCCCAUUAUUAUUACCCUCUCUCAGGCAUUUUCACAAACACUUACAACACCACUGCCGAGUUUCAAGAUCUCUGUCAGCCAUGGCUAGACCUCAACAACGAUUCCGGGGCGUCCGGCAGCGACAUUGGGGAUCUUGGGUCUCCGAAAUUCGCCAUCCCUUAUUGAAGACGAGGAUAUGGCUUGGUACGUACGAGACUGCGGAGGACGCAGCGAGGGCGUACGACGAGGCGGCCAGGCUGAUGUGUGGGCAAAUGGCGAGAACGAACUUCCCUUACAAUGCCGGCGAUCACCAAUCGUCGUCUUCUUCGAGAAAAUUCCUCUCUGCUAAUCUGAUAGCCAAGCUGCAGAGAUGCCAAAUGACGUCUCACAGUGUCGCCAAAAGACCCACGGCUCAAGCCAGGGCGCCGGAACAAGAAUACCCACCGCCGGCCGUUAGCAGGGGCGACGGAGCUCCGGCGAAUAAUCUCGCGCAAAGCGGCGCAGAAACGGUGGAAAAUUGGGUGGGGUGUCAGGGCCAGGAAGGGAGUGGGCAAGAAUUCAAGGCCCUUGAAGAUCACCAUAUAGAGCAGAUGAUUGAGGAGUUGCUUGAUUAUGGCUCCAUUGAGCUUUGCUCUGUUCUUCAAGAAUAGAGAAUGCAUUAUUAUUGUAGUUGCAAUUUUUUAAGUGCUUUAAAUUUGUCUCCUAAUUGCAUUUCAAA
Molecule: messenger RNA, 856 nt
Organism: Ipomoea nil (Japanese morning glory)
Lineage: Eukaryota; Viridiplantae; Streptophyta; Magnoliopsida; Solanales; Convolvulaceae
Product: ethylene-responsive transcription factor ERF003-like
Exons: 2
Coding region: 84-788 (234 amino acids)
Biological process (GO): regulation of DNA-templated transcription
Molecular function (GO): DNA binding; DNA-binding transcription factor activity
Source: RefSeq, a predicted model, not a curated record